GAUGGCGUAUGCGGUUGUUUUGCCGCAGGGACACUGAACAAAUUCUAACGUUAUAGUUUAAAUUCGCAAACAUUGCGGUAGCAUAUUUGUUAUAAAGUGUUUUUGUUAAUCGCGCAAAUCUAAAGAGCAUCUACAAUGAAAGGAAAAGAGCGGUCGCCGGUGAAAAAGCGUUCAAGGGCCUUGGAUGAUAUACGAGACAGGGGAGGAAGCCACCCAGCCAGUAAGAAAAUGGGGGUGAACUCGAUUUCUGGCGGUGGAAGCAACAACGGUAACAGUUCGUCUAAAAGCGAAGGAGGAUCUGCAAGACGAGGAUUAAUCGGUGAGAAAAGAGACAGUCGAGAUUUUGACGGACAUGUAUCUAGUCGGACUGGAAAUAAUCACGGUUACACCAGCCCAGUUGCAAGCUCGAGCGGCAAGAAUCACGCCUCGAGCCUGUCUUUAGAGGCGGCUGCGCGCUCCAAUUCGCGCGGAGAAUCGCGCGCGGCGCUUCCCACGAACGAAAGUGAGUACAAAACUUUAAAAAUCAGCGAGCUCGGCUCCCAGCUGAGCGACGAGGAAAUAGAGGAUGGCCUUUUCCACGAAUUCAAAAAAUUCGGGGACGUGAGUGUCAAAAUCAGCCGUGUUAACGACGAAAGAAUCGCAUUUGUUAACUUCAGGAGACCCGACGAUGCAAGGGCUGCUAAGCACGCGCGAGGCCGGUUGGUGCUGUACGACCGUCCUUUGAAAAUCGAAGCUGUUUAUUUGAAUAGGAGGAGAAGUCGGUCUCCGGUUGACAAGGACCAUUUUUCUGUCGUCGCAGGCCAUAGACAUUUGCAUACUCAGAGGCCACUCUCUCCAACUGGUCUGGGCUACAGGGAUUACAGGUUACAGCAGUUAGCCCUGGGUCGGCUUCCUCCUCCCCCACCCCCGCCAUUACCCAGAGAGCUUGAAAGAGAAAGAGAAUUUGCCUUUUAUGAAGCAAGAGCAAGGCCUGCCUACAUUGCAGAGCGGGCCGCUCCUUUUCGUGAGGAGGACUUCAUCUCUCCAGAGGACGAUCAGAGAGCCAACCGCACACUGUUUCUGGGUAAUUUGGAUAUUACAGUCACUGAAAAUGAUUUGAGAAGAGCUUUUGAAAGAUUUGGGACCAUCACUGAGGUGGACAUUAAAAGACCCACCCGGGGCCAAAGCAGCACCUAUGGCUUUCUUAAAUUUGAGAACUUGGACAUGGCCCACAGAGCAAAAAUCAGUAUGUCUGGAAAAGUCGUUGGCCGUAACCCUAUUAAAAUUGGUUAUGGCAAAGCUACCCCGUCUACACGCCUAUGGGUGGGCGGGCUCGGACCUUGGGUUCCUCUGGCUGCAUUAGCGAGGGAAUUUGACCGCUUUGGCACUAUUAGAACUAUAGACUACAGAAAAGGUGAUACCUGGGCUUAUAUUCAGUAUGAAAGCCUGGACGCUGCGCAAGCAGCCUGCACACACAUGCGUGGAUUUCCUCUCGGAGGUCCAGACAGGAGACUAAGGGUGGACUUUGCUGACACAGAGCACCGCUACCAGCAGCAGUUUCUGCAGCCCCUUCCUUUGCAACACUAUGAAAUUGUCGCCGAGUCUUUUGUCCACCGUGCCACCCCUGAGGCCAUCAGAGUCAGAGAACGGACUCCUCCACCACUGCACUUCAGAGAACGAGAACUGUACGCUGGGGCCGAGUGGCCGGCGCCUGCCAUUCGUGAACGUGUCAGAACUCCUGCUUUUGAGCCCCUAGAACACUUAGAACGUGAGCGACGGCGAGAGGCGUGGUCUCUGGAGCGAGAGCUGCCAGGAAGAGACCUUGGGCGUAAACGUAGGCUCAUGGAGGAUGGGAGACAUCUGGAGUGCUCACCUGACAGCAGCAGCGAGUGGGGUUCGCGGCGCCGGAGACCUCCGUCCCUUGAGGGCAGCCCGGGAGGGAGCAGCCGUGACGGGCGGUUCAGUGACUCUGAGCGGCCAGCGAGAGCAGAUCGAGCAAGCCCAGCACGAGAGAGUCGCAACUGCCUGGACAGAGCCUCUGGUGAGAAACGCAACAAAAACAGCAGCAGCCUAUCAGAGUCCAGUGUCGGCGCAAGCCCAGCAGAGAGAAAACGCAAAGCGGGCGAUUCAGCCAAAGGUGCUUCCAAAAGAGACCGAUCUGAGAGCGGCUCCAAAAGCAGCCAGGCCUCAAAGCAGGAAGCAGGUGGGAAGCUGAGCAUGGCCUGGAAUGGCAUGUUACUCCUGAAGAACAGUAACUUCCCAGCUAGCAUGCACCUCCUGGAGGGAGAUCUCAACAUUGCCACCAGUCUCCUCAUUGACGGCAGCACGAGCGGUAAGGUCACUCAACUACGCAUCACACAACGCCUUCGCCUCGACCAGCCCAAGAUCGACGAAGUGUCUCGCCGCAUCAAAGUCGCAGGCCCGGGCGGAUAUGCGGUUCUACUGGCAGUACCAGGCAGCUCUGAGGAGACUUCAUCUUCGGACCCAGCAGCAUCAACACAGAGGCCCCUGCGCAACUUGGUUUCAUACCUGAAGCAAAAGCAGGCAGCUGGGGUCAUCAGUUUACCCGUGGGGGGCAGUAGAGAUAAGGACAACAGUGGGGUCCUGCACGCAUUCCCACCCUGUGAUUUCUCUCAGCAGUUCUUAGAUUCUUCUGCGAAAGCUCUUGCCAAAACAGAAGAGGACUUCCUGGUCAUGAUCAUUGUUCGAGGAGCAUCUUAAAAAGUCAUAACACAUGCUAAAGUGUUGUUUAAUGCAAGCUUCUCUAAAUGUCUCUUAAUUGCAUGCUCUGUAAAGCAGAAGUGGUACAACAGUAAAGGGCAUAUUUCAUUACCUGCUCUGCCAAACGUACAAAAAAAAGAAAAAAUGGCCCAUUUAUAUAGCAAAAUUGUGUUCUAUGGCAAUAUAUUUGUUUUCUGUUGCAAGUUUAUUCAGAUCUAGUCUAGUUUUUGAUAAGUUGUUCCCUGCAUACAGGAAUGAAUGCAACUGGGCAUAUUAGACUAGAAAUUUUUAAUUUGAAAUUGGUAAUUAAACACUAUCAACAUGUAUUUCAGUCAUCCCUGUACAAAAUAAUUUCUGUUCAUGUUGGUUUAUGAAGUUAUCAUUUGAUCUCAUUUAAAGGCAACUUGGGUUCAUGUGACUUGAUGCUUUGAACAAUCAUUUAACGAUGGCAAGUGUAAUAUAGGUAUAUUGUCAUGUAGGCAACUUAAACAGGAAUAAUAUUUUGCUCAUUGAACUGCAUGUUGAUACUAGUGCUCUACAGUAGACCGUUGCAGAGGUUUAUCCAGCUAAUGUACAAAGAUAGUCGAUAGCUAAUGUCAUCAGUGUUAUAUUGAUCUAAAAACUAGAAAACUUAUUAACUACUUAAAUUCCCCUAUUGCAUUGAAUACAUUGUGAAUCUAUUUUCAUGAUAAAGUAAAUAUUUCUAAGCCCUCCUAGACCAAAGCGUAAUGUCAAGGCAAGUGUGUUUAAAGACGAAAGAGGUAUUCUGAAAUGUUUCUGUGUUUUGGGUUACAUUUCAAGGUUUUUUGAUGGAUGCAUUCUGGUUUCAAAAAGAGAAGUUAUUGUUCAUUGACUGUUAGAUUUUAUUAUGCGUGUCAGAGGAAUAAUUUGAUUGCGAAAGGUUUUAUUUUAUUUUUAUCCCAUAGGACUGUCAAAAAUAAACAGAUAAACAGUUUACAGUCACAUUAAUAAUGGUGUUCUGGAGGUUUUUUAGUUCACCUAGAAAUUUAAGUCUGUUAUCAUUUACUCUCAUAUAUUGAAGCUGGGUGGCUUUAUUUGUGUGUGAAUUAUGUGUUUAAUGUCACUUUUCACAUGCAAUGAACAUUUUUGGUAAUUUAGCCUGUCAGUCCUUAACAUUCACUUUAAAAUCUUUUUGUGUUAAAUAGAAAACAGCCAUAUGGUUUUACAACAUAAGAGUGAGUAAAUGAUAACAGAUUGACUUUACCUUUGGCCUAUAACAUAUUUAGCUAGAUAUGCUAUGUGAAAAACAAUUGGAUUACAGGAAACAUAAUGUGUUUAACCAUCUUAGACAAAUGUAAAAAAUCUUGUACAUUUGUACAACUAAAGAAAUUGAUGCCCUUAAGAUUGGUUCUUGUGCAUCUGUAAGACAGUUCUACAUUUUAUUUUACUGACACCUUAGUUGACAGUGUAAAUCAAAUGUUGAAGUACAUUAUUUUGUUAAAAAACUAUACAUAAGGUGCUUUAUGUUUGAAAUAUUACACAUGUUGUGAUUCUUAGGUGUGUCAUUGUUUAAAUGGUUUUAAAAUGACAGUCUAUACUUUCUCUAAAAUCCUGAAAGGGUGAAAUAUGUGUUCUUAGUCUGUUUAGCAAAUUGCAGUGUAUUGAUCAGAUGAAUAACUAACAUAUUUUCAUGUCUGAUUUUUCUAUUUACACAAAAAUUUGUGUUUUAAAAGUUGAUCAGUUGUUAUAUAAUGACACCUUGUUUGUGUACAUGAAUGAGUGGACAUACUGUACCGGACUCACAGGACAGGAAAGUGACCGUUCCACGCUUGCAAUUCACAUGGCUGGAACCAGAAAUGAUUGUUUGAAAUAAUUCAGGAGCACUUUGGAUGCACGAGGGCAAGAGCUUUCCAUUUAUUGUUAGUUUACUCUCACAGAGAGCAUCUUCCUGCUUGUGUAAUUGUUUUUGUGCUUACGGUUCCCUUAUUUAAACGGAAAUAAUGACACUCUUGAUUUGUGCUGUGUUUACCUGAUUUCUUGAUUGAGAGAAAGAGGAAUCAGUCACUCGCGCAGCUCUGACGUGGCUGUUUGUACACGCAAAAAGUGCACUGGCCCCUCAUUUGGUUAUAUCACGCUGUCAAUAAAUUGUUUCAUUUGAGGAAGAAAUGUUUAUUCCUUGGAAAUGAAUUGAAGAACGCCCGCCGCUGCUUUUUCGGUUGUGUUUCGGGAGGAAUUGUUGCUCAAUUGCUUGUUUCCGAUCAGGAAAGAAGUUCUCCCCUUUGUUUUCGGCUCAGGAUCAAUGAUGGCGGUGAGAGCAAGGGAGAGAGCUCUUAUGUUGCCCAGGGUAUUGUUGAUUUGUGUUUUCCUGGAGUUGCCCCAUGUGCUGUUUAACCGAGGGCCCUGCUGCCCCCAACCCUCAAACAGAUCAGGGAGAAGGGUUCUGUUCUGCUGAGCGUUGAGGGAGUGGAGGGAUGAUGCUCGCGCAGACCUUCAUCUAAACUGAAAUAACUGUUUCGGCGCCUUCGCUGUGGUCUUUGAAUUCUCACAGGUGUUUCCUGCCACAAGCUUCCAUAUACGUACCUCAGAUGGAAGUAUCCAGGCUUGCUGUAAGCUGGCCGGCCUCUCAGCUGUUUCACACAUGCGUUGCCAGCACGACUACCAGCAUGUUUCAGGCCGAAUGAACCUGAUUUCCAAAUCAGAGGAGCAGGCGUUUGUUUAUUCCAUCCUUUGAUUUCUUCUGAUAUGAUUUUGUUUCGCUCCAUUGAAAUUCAGUGAAGGAAGAGGAUUUACAUGAUCAAAGCAAAUUAGAAAAGCAUUUUUAGCCUUCAGUAUCGUGUGCGUCUUGAGUUGAUAGUUUUAUUUCUUAAACGUUUGUUUUCCAAGAGAUUUUUAAAACACGUCCACUGAGAUGAUCGUUGCGUGGUAAAUUGACACUUUCCGUUAUGAAGAAACCCUGAAAGUAUUUCCCACUGCCAGUGUGAAUUCCUCCAGCAUUAACAAAUGGAGUUUGCUUGCAAGGAGCUUCGUCUAGACUCUAGAGGAAGAGAAGUCUCACUAGUAAGAAGUCCAGUCAGCUGCAUCACUUCUCCAGCAGUUCGUUCAGGCCUCUGAAUGAUAGACGUGAGGAUUCAGACCAGUGAACUGGUGUGGGUGGUGAGUAGGGGGAAUAUACUUCUUACUGGGCCAUUAGACUCAAAGUCUGCCUGCCCGGUACAGGUAAGUGUCAGUAAAGCAACAGAAUAACAGGAAAUGCACUUUACCAUUGAUGUCAAGGUCUGUAAUUUCUAAAACUUAAUUUGUUUAUCUGUUUUUUAAUUACGAUUUUUUGUGUUAAGGGAGCAAAGAAGGUUAUGACAUUUUACUCCAACUACUUA
Triplophysa rosa is the source of this 6035-nucleotide messenger RNA. RefSeq names its product RNA binding motif protein 15 (gene rbm15). Gene Ontology annotation, molecular function: mRNA binding. The transcript has a single exon. Gene Ontology annotation, cellular component: nucleus. The coding region runs from base 136 to 2700 and encodes 854 amino acids. Lineage: Eukaryota; Metazoa; Chordata; Actinopteri; Cypriniformes; Nemacheilidae. The record is from RefSeq and is a predicted model, not a curated record. Gene Ontology annotation, biological process: regulation of alternative mRNA splicing, via spliceosome.